Myripristis murdjan (pinecone soldierfish) is the source of this 2681-nucleotide messenger RNA. RefSeq names its product transglutaminase 2b (gene tgm2b). Gene Ontology annotation, molecular function: protein-glutamine gamma-glutamyltransferase activity. Gene Ontology annotation, biological process: peptide cross-linking. The record is from RefSeq and is a predicted model, not a curated record. Lineage: Eukaryota; Metazoa; Chordata; Actinopteri; Holocentriformes; Holocentridae. Gene Ontology annotation, cellular component: mitochondrion. The transcript has 13 exons. Bases 77 to 2113 code for a protein of 678 amino acids.
GAGCUCGCACACUGCCAGCUGAACUGAAACUCCUCCGACGAACACAUUUGUUUUGUUUGGGAACACACCUGCACUGAUGGCUCAAGCAUUGGACAUUGCCCGCUGGGACCUGCAGUGUGAGCUCAAUAACACACACCAUCGUACCGAUCUGAAUGGUGUCGAUCGUCUGAUUGUGAGGAGAGGCCAGCCGUUCACAGUCAACCUGCAGCUCCACUCAGGAGUCUAUCAGCCAGGAGCCAGCUCUCUUGUCUGCACAGUAGAAACAGGUCCUCAUCCCUCGGAUCAGUAUGGCACCAGGGCCUCUUUUGAUCUGUCUGCCAACAUCGAUACUUCUUGCUGGAGCGCCGCUGUCACCGGUCCCCCAGGGAACAUGGUGGCCCUGUCCAUCUGCUCUCCACCAGAUGCACCCAUCGGCCGCUACACCCUGACGCUGGGUCAUUCGGGGCGGUUUGAGUUUAUCCUGCUCUUUAACCCCUGGUGCCCAGGGGAUGCGGUGUAUAUGGACAAUGAGGAGAGUCUGAAGGAAUAUGUCUUAUGUCAGGAUGGAAUCAUUUUUCGAGGAAAUUACAAACUUCCCCUACCUACACCAUGGAAUUUUGGCCAGUUUGAAACUGGAAUCCUGGAUGCCUGUUUGAGAAUCCUGGAUAUGAAUCCUAAAUAUCUACGCAAUCCUGGGAAAGACUGCUCAGGGAGGAGGAAUCCAAUCUAUGUGUGCAGAGUGUUGAGUGCCAUGGUGAAUUGCAAUGAUGACCAAGGCGUCUUGCUGGGAAAAUGGACAGAUGACUAUGAAGGAGGUGUGAGCCCCAUGUCCUGGAAGGGCAGCGUGGAGAUCCUGCAGAACUGGGACAGGAACGCCUGUCAGCCAGUACGCUAUGGACAGUGCUGGGUGUUUGCUGCAGUGGCCUGCUCAGUUUCCAGGGCCCUUGGGAUCCCCUGCCGAGUAGUCACCAACUAUCUGUCAGCCCACGACACCAACGCCAACCUGGUGAUUGAGCGCUACAUCAAUGAGGAUGGACAGCCCAUAAGAUCCAGAGACAUGAUCUGGAAUUAUCACUGCUGGGUGGAAAGCUGGAUGACCAGGCCUGACCUCAAAUCAGGUUUUGAUGGCUGGCAGGCUAGUGACCCCACACCACAGGAGAAAAGCGAAGGAGUGUACUGCUGCGGCCCCAUCCCUGUCAAGGCCAUUAAGGAGGGCGAGCUGAUGAUCAAGUAUGAUGCUCCAUUUGUCUUUGCUGAGGUCAAUGCAGAUGUCGUCACCUUCAUGCAGAAAAAAGACGGCAACACAGAAAAAGUCACUGCCGCCACCCUGGUGGGCCAGAAGAUCAGCACAAAGAAUGUUGGCAAUGAUAAAAGAGAGGAUAUCACUCAUCUCUACAAGUACCCUGAAGGCUCUGCCGAAGAAAGAGAGGCUUUCAAGAAGGCCAACCACCAAAACAAGCUGCUCCAGCAGCAGGAGAACCAAGGCCUGCACCUCACCAUCAAGGUUACAUCAGAGAUGAGGAAGGGCUGUGACUUUGAUGUGUAUGCUGUGGUUACUAACAACACACCCAGUGAGAAGAAGUGUCGUCUAGUGUUUGGGUCCACAUCUGUGUCCUACAAUGGAGUAUUGGGAGAGAACUGUGGCUUUAAAGAUCUGCUCAAUGUUGAACUCCAGCCAGGAGGAGAGAGGCGAGUUCCACUAAGGCUGAACUAUUCCAAGUAUGGUGGUGCACUCACUGAGGACAACCUGAUCCGUCUGGCAGCUCUGCUGAUUGACUACACCACCAGAGAUAUCACACUGGCCGUGAGAAACAUUGUACUGGAGAACCCUGAAAUCAAAGUCAGAAUCCUCGGUGAACCAAAGGAGAACCGAAAGCUGGCCGCAGAGCUCACCUUGCAGAACCCUCUACCAGAGCCACUGGAGAGCUGCUGCUUCAGCAUUGAGGGAGCCAACCUCACUGGGGGACGCGUACUCACUGAGAGGCUUGACUCCGUAGUGGGACCUGGGGAACAUGUCAAGGCAAAAAUCUACUUCACACCCACCCAUUUUGGACUCAGAAAACUGGUGGUGGACUUCAACAGCAACAAGCUGUGUCACGUCAAGGGCUAUAGAAAUGUCAUCAUCGGCAAAUAAAGCCUCCCAAGCCUUAUCCAUCUAUAGACAGCAGGAGAUAUUUGAAAAUGUUUAUAUCUGUUAUCUACUUAUUUUUUUAAACAUUAUUUUUUGGCUUUUCUCCUUUUUUUGAUAGUGACAGGACAGGCAGGGGAGAAAGAAGGGAUGGCAUGCAGCAAAUGGCCUGGGUUUGAAUUUGAACAUAGGCCGCUGCAGGAAGGACUCAGCCUUGAUAAGUUGCAUGUGCUCUAUCAGGUGCCCAACCAUCCACUUAUUAUCAAAUGCACCAGCUUUUACGGUAUUUUGUGGCACAUUAUUUUAAUAUAUAAAGAUGUAUGCUGUUCACUUUUGGAGCCCACUGUACAUUGCUGUUUGGGAACAUGUUUUUAUUACCAGAAGUAUUUUAAUGUGACCUGGGCAACUGGUGAAUCUGGUACUCAUAAGUACUAACCAAAUCUAUGCAUGCAACACCUUUAAACAGAAUAUGUGACAUGGAUUCUUCUCAGCAUCUGAACUGAUGAACAGUAUUUUGAGUACUAUGUACUAUUUUAUACUUUAUAAGUCUGAAAUUAAAGGAGUUUUUUCUCAA